Molecule: messenger RNA, 1345 nt
Organism: Closterium sp. NIES-67
Lineage: Eukaryota; Viridiplantae; Streptophyta; Zygnematophyceae; Desmidiales; Closteriaceae
Source: the annotation of a GenBank genome assembly
ACUUACCUGUGUGCUGCGCUGGUUCACGAAUCUCGCCUCGUCUCCUCCGUCUCUCAAGUCAUCCAUCUGCUUCACUUACAAAGAUAUACCUGGCAUUUCGCUGAGACGGUUGGGUCCACAAGUCUGCAUUCCUAACCGAUCAGCUGCUUCCGCCAAGCUACCUGUAUUGUCGCUUGGCAUGGCGUCUCUCCAUCGCUGUGCGAAUCCGGUUCUGCAUCCUUUUCCACAGCAGGCAUCGCAAUCCGCCAAUACACGACAAGCAGCAUCUAGAGCAUCCAUUUCUCUCCUCACAACUCAACAAUGUCCUUUCACUGGCGAAAUUGCAAGCGCUCGGAACAUGAAUUUCACGAAUAGGUCAAAGCGUCGGGCGUCACUGAAUGUUUGCCGAGCUGCAUCGGAAGGGGCAGAAGCGUCAGCCGACGAGGCUUCACCACGGGUACCUCGUCAAGCACGGAGAGUCUCCGUUCCGGAUUCUGUUGAUGAGAGCGUUCAGCAGGCUCGAGCAUCAGUGAGGAGGGCGAGGGAAGCAGGCCAUCGGCUCCUGAUGCUGGAGCUGCUCUUGCCGCUCAUCGGGCCAUCGCUUCUGGACGACUGGCCUGGUGGCAUUCAGCAGCAGCUGCAGGCGGCCGUUCCUCUGGUGGAGUCGCUGCUGACAGGGCUGGUGGAUGGUGGGGAGCUCUACACGCGGCGAGUCAUAGAUGAGGGCGAAGCAGUGGUGGUGUGGGAGAGCAAGACGGUUGCACUUGUGCUCUUCCCGACUGCUGAGCGCCUUCCAGCUGUAAUGGAGCUGGCCAAUAGCGAGCCAGAGCGCACGCUUCUGCUCAUGAAUCCCCAGUGGCAGCCAGGCCAGGUGGUGUCAGAUUUUGGUUUCGGAAGCAAGCGCAAAUCAGCGGAAGAGUUCCUGGAAACCUUUCUUACUGUCUACAGUCUGAAACGCACCCGCAUCCGCUCUCGUGAUGUCACCCUCAUCAAGUGCUUUCCCGGCGAUUGGCAGGUGUACAUGUCGGAUGACAGUGGCAGUGGAACCGAUAGCUCUUCCCCUUCAUACGAGAUGAUUGGGACAUCGGAGAAACGACCAAGUUAUCGUGAAAUUGAAGCGAUGCAAAAAGGCAGCAGUCAAGGGAGUGACUCCGGUGGGUGGUUUGGGCGCAUGGCCAAGGAACUCGAGUUUUUGAAGCGUUCGAAGUGAUCAUGCAGGCCCGCGAUUGUCUCUUCCACAAAUAGGUAGGCGUGACCCCAUCGGGGUAGAAAUCGGAUUUAUUGCUUCGGGGCUGAUCUCAUCCAGUGCAAGUACAGUUAUUGGAAAACGAGUUUACAAGCUGCGGGGACAUUGCACAAAGCCGAG